Molecule: messenger RNA, 4090 nt
Organism: Pecten maximus
Lineage: Eukaryota; Metazoa; Mollusca; Bivalvia; Pectinida; Pectinidae
Exons: 5
Coding region: 312-701 (129 amino acids)
Source: RefSeq, a predicted model, not a curated record
UGUACAGAUCUACACACAUACACAAGCCUUUAUACCAAUUCUAGAUCCCGGAAGAAAGUUUACAAUGACAGGAUACCAGUCCCCGUGGCUAAUUCAAACUUUCCGGUCGAGGCGAAUGUAUCCAUAUAAGCCUGGAGGUAUGUCGCUGAUGACAGCGAUUUGUCACACCAUUGCUGGAAUUAUCUGAUAAUUAGACAUCUUAUUGAGUUUAUCACGGCUAUCAAUACAAGUUAAUCCCUCUCCGUGGAGAGUAAAUGUGGUUUGAAGGAUUUUGAGGUAAAGUGAAGACAGAAUAAAUCAGAGAACAAAUAAUGUCCUGUUGCUAUCCUCUCACGAGCUUGUUCAAGAAGGAUGAGAAAACACCACAAAAUGAUAAGACGCCACCCGAGUUGACAGGACAGGACCAGUACAAAGUGACUAAACAACACAAUUAUGACGAUGUUGAUCUCGACAAAGCAUCGACAGGUCCGAACUGGGAAGUGGAAAAGAAACCGAGGAAUUAUGACCAGAUUGAGAUACCAGCUGACCAAUCAGAACAAAGGUCAAGAAAGCAAGGAGUAGGACAACAGUUAAACUAUAUAGAGGUGGAAUUUACUGACAAGACGCCGACCAAGCCGAAAAUGUCAGUGUCUAAGAAGGAAGAGACGAAAGUGACAUACAGUGAAGUAACUGUGGACGCCCAGAUUUAUGAAAACCAAUGAUGUUCCCAACUUGUACAUAUGUAUAUUUGAUAUUAUCGUAUAUUAUAAUGAAUGAGGUUUCGGAAUGGGGUCUUACAGCGAUAUGUUGACAUAAAUUCUUGUAAAUAUUUAAGCACCUUGUUAGAAACGUUCAGUUAUUUAAAUCUGAUACGUUGACUUCGUUAGUAUCCAAUUAAAUAUGUUUUAUUAUAUACAUCUAACUCGGCCCCAUCCGUCAUAUAACGAUGUAGUUCAUUGGCUGAGAGGCAUGUUUUCUUACAUACAUCUAACUCGGCCACAUCCGUUAUAUAACGAUGUAGUUCACUGGCUGAGAGGUUUUAUUAUAAGUAAGAAUCCGCCAGAAACUCGCAUCAUUGUAUGUCGAAGCAAGAGAGAUGUUUGUCGGUUUGCAUGCCGCAUGAUACAUGUACAAACAUUUUACAUCACCAUUUAAUGCACAACCGAAAAUUGACCUACCCCAUUCAUUGUUUGUUUGAUGUCCCGAAACUGUAGUACAUCAGUGAUGUUAGGGUACAUGUAUCGGUCUGUUAUUAAGAUGAGAACGUGGAAUCACGUGAACAAUUGUUAACACAUACAAAGGUCAGGACGACCUCGAUAUAAUAAAGGUCACGAUACCCCAAUAUACAUGUAUAUAUAAACAUAUACUAAGGUACAUAGUUACAUUACUUACGGUAGGGUAGAACAUUGUAUCGUGACCGGGUUAUAAUGUUAGAAAUAAUUAGGUCGCGCCAAAUUAUUUUUUUUUUGUAAUUAUAUGUUUGGUUGACUUCUUUUCUACCGUUUUAUAUAAUACCUAGGGUAAGUAAAUUAGGUUUGAAGAAGGCUUGACUUAUUCCUAUUCUUUGGAAUAUUUUGAGAACCAGAUGAUAUUAAGUUUUUACCAGAAAUAUGCAGUUUUGUCGAUUAAAACCUAUUUUGUUGUUACUAUUCUGAUUCUACACACGAUAGAGGUCCUCUUCUUAAGCAGGAUAUAGAAUUACUAAUACAGUAUAGAAAUCUUUCGUUGUGCUUUUAUCCUGCUUAGAGGCAUUUUAUCAAAAAAAUGAAACCAACAUUUAUUGGGAGUUAUCGCCCCUUUUUAUUUGCAUGGCAUUGUUAGAGAAAUGGUUAGACUCGGAGGAGAUCGUUAGAACAAUAGAAAAUUAUAACAAUUAACCAAUUCUUAUUCAUUUCAUAAUUUCCACUUUUAAAAAAAAUCUUCCGACACUUGGAAAAGUAUAAAAAAAAAUAGCACAAACAAUAUAACGUUCUCAGUUUGUUUUAUAGACGUACAUAAAAAUGACAGUAUUUGUAUUAUAAACCACGUAUUGUAGUAUGACCCUAAUUAUUAUCAAUUAUAUAUACAUUGUAGUACCAGUGUUUAAUGGGGGAAACCCUUCAUCUUUAUCAAUCUCACGACAGGGCGUUAUUCUGAUCAGUACUUCAGUAUUUACUCUGGAUUUUAAUUCUUCGUCCUCGAUACUCGGCAGGGAAACCUGUUUGGUCCUGUCUCGGAGUAGGGAUACAAAGAGCAGCAAAUCAAUGAUUGGUCAGGUAUUUCUCCUGACACGAUGACCCUCGAUACUCCAGAGUGAAAUUCGCUGUCGCUCUCUGCACACCAGGAAUGACCUUCCAGGUCCAUCUUCACUUAGAGGUAUUUGUCAGGAAAAAUAUCUGACCAAUCGGAAAUAUUUAACUCAUUGGAUUUCUUUGGCAUUUCGGUCAAUAAGAUUUUACAAAAUACAUGCGGUGUAUACAUCAGUAAUAUGACAUUGUGGGGAGUGAUUCACCCUUGUAAUAUGACAUGGAGAGUGAUUCACCCUUGUGAUAUGACAUCAUGGGGAGUGAUUCACCCUUGUGAUAUGACAUUGUGGAGAGUGAUUCACCCUUGUAAUAUGACAUCAUGGGGAGUGAUUCACCCUUGUAAUAUGACAUCAUGGAGAGUGAUUCACCCUUGUAAUAUGACAUGGAGAGUGAUUCACCCUUGUGAUAUGACAUGGAGAGUGAUUCACCCUUGUGAUAUGACAUGGAGAGUGAUUCACCCUUGUAAUAUGACAUCGUGGAGAGUGAUUCACCCUUGUGAUAUGACAUAGAGAGUGAUUCACCCUUGUAAUAUGACAUUGUGGGGAGUGAUUCACCCUUGUAAUAUGAAAUUGUCCAGAGUGAUUCACCCUUGUAAUAUGACAUCGUGGAGAGUGAUUCACCCUUGUAAUAUGACAUCAUGGAGACUGGGGAGUGAUUCACCCUUGUAAUAUGACAUGGAGAGUGAUUCACCCUUGUAAUAUGACAUAGAGAGUGAUUCACCCUUGUAAUAUGACAUUGUGCAGAGUGAUUCACCCCUUGUGAUAUGACAUGGAGAGUGAUUCACCCUUGUAAUAUGACAUUGUGGGGAGUGAUUCACCCUUGUAAUAUGACAUUGUGGAGAGUGAUUCACCCUUGUAAUAUGACAUUGUGGGGAGUGAUUCACCCUUGUAAUAUGACAUUGUGGGGAGUGAUUCACCCUUGUAAUAUGACAUUGUGGAGAGUGAUUCACCCUUGUAAUAUGAUAUUGUGGAGAGUGAUUCACCCUUGUAAUAUGACAUUGUGGGGAGUGAUUCACCCUUGUGAUAUGACAUUGUGGGGAGUGAUUCACCCUUGUAAUAUGUCAUUGUGGAGAGUGAUACACACUUGUAAUAUGACAUCGUGGAGAGUGAUUCACCCUUGUGAUAUGACAUAGAGAGUGAUUCACCCUUGUGAUAUGACAUGGAGAGUGAUUCACCCUUGUGAUAUGACAUAGAGAGUGAUUCACCCUUGUGAUAUGACAUGGAGAGUGAUUCACCCUUGUGAUAUGACAUAGAGAGUGAUUCACCCUUGUAAUAUGAAAUCGUGGAGAGUGAUUCACCCUUGUAAUAUGACAUUGUGGGGAGUGAUUCACCCUUGUAAUAUGACAUCAUGGGGAGUGAUUCACCCUUGGUAUUGCAAAAUAUUGCAUGAAUCACAUACAUGUAAGAUAAGUACUGUAUAACUUUGAGAUUACAAAAGUCCACCCUCAAUUCUGUCAGAUAGAUGACAGAUAGAUGACAGAUAGAGGACAGAUAGAUGACAGAUAGAGGACAGAUAGAGGACAGAUAGAGGACAGAUAUAAAUCCAACAUGUAAAAGAAUACGAUAAUUAUCAUUUCUAUCUACAUUAAAUGUUUGGAAACUGUCAUUUUAGUAUAAAAGAAAUCCUUCUUUACCUUCUCUUUCUACACAAAUCAAACAAGGUUUGAGAUACUAAGUACUGGUGUCGUUAGUCCCUGGUCCCUAAGUAAGAGGUGCUGUUAACUCUAUGUCAGUGUAUAAGUUCACGAAUUGUUUAAAGCUAUUAUUUAUUUUUGAUAAUUGAUAACAACAAAAGAACAGUUUAAAUAAAAUAUUUUGAUGAAUAAA